AUGCAAAGAGGUCCUUGUGAACAAGCAAUAGAAUAUUUGAAUAAAUCUCUUCAAGUUUAUUUGAAAUCUGUACCACCAAAUUAUCCACCUUUGGCAACAUUGUGCAAAUAUUUGGGGCUUGCUUACUCUAAUCGUUUUGACGAUCAAAGUGAACAGACAUUUAUGAAUUUCGACAAAGCCCUCGAAGUCACCUUAAAAAAUCCGCCAUUGAAAAAUCAACCAAUGCAUGGUAUCAUCUGUCGAAUUCGUAUCCUGUGUUGUGAUUUUAAAGGACGAUAA
Molecule: messenger RNA, 279 nt
Organism: Didymodactylos carnosus
Lineage: Eukaryota; Metazoa; Rotifera; Eurotatoria; Philodinida; Philodinidae
Source: the annotation of a GenBank genome assembly